AUGUACACAAAAACGAAACAAACAAUAAUCUUAAUAAUAGUGGCGUUGUACAUGAUUGUUUUUAUUAUGUUGCUACAACACGCCAUAACCGAUCACAAAGUACAAAACAUCGGUGCAACUAUCAAAGAAAAUCACAAACUACUACCAAAUGAUUUAUCUAUAGAAAGAAUUUGUCGGAAAAUUUACGGCAAAAUAGCCAUCGUGUCGGCUGUAACUGCUGGUAACUACGUCAGAGAUACCGUCAAUAAUGCAGUACAAUCAGUCAGGUGUUACGCUAAGUUGAAACGCUAUGAUUUGCUUCUAAUCCAAGAAGAAAAGGAUGGUACUUAUACAGGGUUGAAUGGGUGGACGAUUCCCAAACAAUGUCUUCAAAAAGAUGUCGGUCUAGCAAAGAAACGACAUUGUUUUGUUGCUCAGUUACUCUAUUAUUACGAUUAUAUUGUUCAUUUGGACGCAGAUACUGGUGUUGUGAACGCUCGGCAUUGUUUUGAAGAGUACAUCACACCUGGAAUUGAUGUAUUUCUUUUAGAAAGGAUCCACUCGGGUGAAAUACAAUCUGGAAAUUAUAUAGUGAAAAAUUCCACAUACGCUCGAAAUUUCUUGAUGGAUUCCUAUAGGCGCAUGGUUGAUCCAAAAAAGGUCGAAAACGCCGAGUUAGUAUUCGAGUUUCAUUCUCGUGUUUUAAUAAAGCAGGUAUAA
This is a messenger RNA of Hydractinia symbiolongicarpus, 699 nucleotides long. RefSeq lists its product as uncharacterized. Bases 1 to 699 code for a protein of 232 amino acids. The record is from RefSeq and is a predicted model, not a curated record. NCBI's taxonomy places the organism in Eukaryota, Metazoa, Cnidaria, Hydrozoa, Anthoathecata, Hydractiniidae. The transcript has a single exon.